AUGGGUAGGAGCACAUUGAAGCAACAACUCAAGCAUCACAAGUCCCAGAAUAAAGAGGAGCCAGUAAAGUCAGCAAGCAAGCACAAAAAGCUGAACGUUGUUGAACCAAAGGUUGAAGAUGAUAAGAUCACACCAGCGGUUGUGCCCAAGCCUAUUUUAAAAAAGAUUGACGAUGGGUCCGACGAGUAUCAAAGCAGCUCAUUGUCGAAAAAAGGGCUUCGAAAAUUGCAAAAGUUGAAAGCCCAGUUGAAGGAGGAAGAGGGUGCUUCAGACGAUGAGGAAGAAGAGAAUGACGCUGAAGAAGAUGAGGAACUAGACUUGGAAAAAUUAGCUGCAAGUGAAAGUGAGAGCGAUAUCAAUGGAAUUGAGGAUGACGAGGAUGACGAAGAUGACGAAGAUGACGAAGAUGACGAAGAUGACGAGGAAGAAGACGACGACGAGGUCAUUCAAGAGGAAGAAGCUCAAGAUGAUGUACCCUUAUCUGACGUAGAAUAUGACUCAGAUGCUGACAUUGUACCACAUACGAAACUCACGAUAAACAACAUGGCAGCAUUAAGAGAGUCGUUGGCCCGUAUUCAGCUUCCAUGGGAGAAACAUGCUUUCACCGAGCAUCAAUCCGUUACUAGCGCAGAAAACGCUGAGUCUCAAAUCAAGGAUAUAUAUGAUGACACGGAAAGAGAGUUGGCAUUUUACAAACAAGGAUUGGAUGCUGUCAAACAAGCCAGAGCCACCUUGCUUAAACUCAAGGUCCCCUUCUCACGUCCAGUUGAUUAUUUUGCCGAAAUGGUCAAGAGUGAUGAGCAUAUGGAUAGAUUAAAGACAAAAUUGUUGAGCGAAGCCGCUAAUAAGAAAGCUUCAGAAGAUGCAAAGAAGCAAAGACAAUUAAAGAAGUUUGGUAAGCAAGUGCAGCAUGAAACCUUGCAGCAGAGAGCCAAACAAAGGAAAGAAACGUUGGAGAAGAUCAAGAGCUUGAAAAAGAAGAGAGGAACCAAUGAGAUUAGUAAUGAUGAUGACUUCCAAAUAGCCUUGGAAGAAGCCACAAAAGAUGACUAUUCGGGCCCCGGCAGUGGCGGUGACAACAAAAGGAGAAAAGUGAAUGGAAAGAGGAUGGCCAAAAACGCCAAGUAUGGACAAGGUGGUAAAAAGAGUGGGUCAAGAAAGAAUGAUGCUGCAUCGUCUGCAGAUAUUUCUGGAUUCUCAAGUAAAAAAAUGAAAGGAAAGUCUUCUAGACCUGGUAAGAGUAAACGUUCGAGAAGGUAG
Lodderomyces parapsilosis is the source of this 1260-nucleotide messenger RNA. RefSeq lists its product as uncharacterized. The transcript has a single exon. The record is from RefSeq and is a predicted model, not a curated record. Gene Ontology annotation, biological process: rRNA processing; ribosomal large subunit biogenesis. NCBI's taxonomy places the organism in Eukaryota, Fungi, Ascomycota, Pichiomycetes, Serinales, Debaryomycetaceae. Gene Ontology annotation, cellular component: preribosome, large subunit precursor; nucleolus; nuclear periphery. The coding region runs from base 1 to 1260 and encodes 419 amino acids.